This is a messenger RNA of Cryptotermes secundus, 4120 nucleotides long. It is a transcript of the gene Pp4-19C, whose product is annotated as serine/threonine-protein phosphatase 4 catalytic subunit. Bases 142 to 1065 code for a protein of 307 amino acids. NCBI's taxonomy places the organism in Eukaryota, Metazoa, Arthropoda, Insecta, Blattodea, Kalotermitidae. The transcript is spliced from 7 exons. Gene Ontology annotation, cellular component: cytoplasm; nucleus. Gene Ontology annotation, molecular function: protein serine/threonine phosphatase activity. The record is from RefSeq and is a predicted model, not a curated record. Gene Ontology annotation, biological process: double-strand break repair via homologous recombination; peptidyl-serine dephosphorylation.
CACAUGAAGUAACCAAUAACAGUACGGUGUGAAGACUCUCGGGAAAGUAAUGGUGUACCAAGUCUUUUCUACUGUUCUGUACGUAAAAGUGGUAGAACUAUACGUCUAAUCUGAAAAAGAGGUGUAUACAGUUCCUUCAAAAUGUCUGAAUCAAGUGAUCUCGACCGUCAAAUCGAGCAGCUCAAGAAAUGUGAGAUUAUUAAAGAAUCGGAAGUGAAAGCGUUAUGUGCCAAAGCUCGAGAGAUACUAGUAGAAGAGAGCAACGUUCAGAGAGUUGACUCGCCUGUUACUGUAUGUGGUGAUAUCCAUGGGCAGUUUUAUGACUUGAAGGAAUUGUUCAAAGUAGGGGGUGAUGUUCCCGAAACGAAUUAUCUGUUUAUGGGAGACUUUGUAGAUAGAGGAUUCUACAGUGUUGAAACUUUCCUCCUGCUACUAGCAUUGAAGGUGAGGUAUCCAGAUCGUAUUACACUCAUACGCGGUAAUCAUGAAUCCCGACAAAUCACCCAAGUGUAUGGGUUUUAUGAUGAAUGCCUUAGGAAAUAUGGAAGUAUCACAGUGUGGCGUUACUGUACAGAGAUUUUUGAUUACCUUAGUUUGUCUGCCAUAAUUGAUGGAAAGAUUUUCUGUGUUCAUGGUGGCUUGUCACCUUCAAUACAAACGCUUGACCAGAUUCGUACAAUAGACAGAAAACAAGAAGUUCCUCAUGAUGGUCCAAUGUGUGACUUGUUGUGGUCAGAUCCUGAAGAUACUCAAGGUUGGGGUGUGAGUCCGCGAGGUGCAGGAUACUUGUUUGGCUCAGAUGUAGUGGCACAGUUCAAUGCUGCGAAUGACAUUGACAUGAUCUGCAGAGCUCACCAACUUGUAAUGGAAGGUUACAAAUGGCAUUUUAAUGAGACUGUACUAACAGUUUGGUCAGCACCUAACUACUGCUACAGAUGUGGCAAUGUAGCAGCUAUUUUGGAAUUAAACGAACAUCUACAGAGAGAUUUCACAAUCUUUGAAGCAGCACCUCAAGAGAGCAGGGGAAUUCCCUCAAAAACGCCCCAGGCAGAUUAUUUUCUUUGAGGAUCUCAUGGGAGUGCCAGGACAACUGUACAAAGAAACUGUAAAUGCUACAAGAAGUUUGCCACAACUGAUUUUUAUUUUUUGGUAUGUGAGCACUGCAGCUGUAGUGAAAUCAGACUUUCAUGGUUAUGUGUUAAGUUACUGACAAUUUUACAGAUGAGAAUUAUUAUUCCUAUUACUGUUUGCAUUGUUUAUAUUCAUUUCAUGCAACUUCAUAUUUCAUUUUUGUAUGUAUGGAUAUAAUGUGGUGUUGCAAAUGAAAAGACAUGUAACCUGCAAUUCCGUAUAGUCCAUAUUCUUCAUGUAGUAAGUUUGCAAGUGAGUGUGCAUAUGUUGAGUACAGAAUAUAAACUGAAGUUGGACAAAAUAAGAGGUGUUUUGUUUUCAUACAUACAAGACAUGUAUGAAAUAGUGUUGUAUUUUUCAUGUUGUCUUCAUAUAGUGUUCUAGGCUUUCAAGGAAUAAAAUAGUCACAUUUACAUUAUCAUCAAACAUCAUAAAGAACUGAUCAACUUUGUUACAUUUAUGAAAAUCGUGUGUGUGUGUGUCGUCAGGUCCUUCAGUCUGAUAUAUAUGUAUUUGAUUUAAAUACUGGAUUAAGAAUAGUUUUAUGUGGUAACAAUUACAAAUUUCCUCUUCCCCAAGCUAUAUUCGUUACAUGCCAAUAAAUGGUAUUUUUCAGGAAUGCUGUUUCAUUAAAUAUAAUUUUGCUUUGUUUGAAAGAAGUUGUAACCAAUACUGGCUCAGAUAUAUUAUUCAUCUGAAUAUUGAGUGGACACUGUCCAACAUACCACUGUGUUCUGGUGACAUGUCAGAACCUGAAUUUUGCAGACAGUUGAAACGACUGCAUUUCUCAUUUAGUUUGGCUACAAAUUUAUUUUGGGGAAUUCAGUGGCUAGAGGACAAAGAAACAACAGUGCUCUGGCUUCACACUCUCUGUAAGUGGAAGAGUUUGGAUAAUGAAAGAUCUUCCUUACCUAUAUCAUGGGGUGAAUUAAGCAUUAUGAUAAGAUACUUGAGGAAGAACAAGUUGUAUAAAGACUGUAUAACAUUUUUUUAAAUUCAGUCUUAAUAAACAGAUUUGCACUAGCCAAAGCAAACUGAGAGCCAACUCUAGUGUAUGGUUUCAGAAUUUCAGUAUUCUUACCUAACAUUAGUUUGAAACAUUUAUUAGAUAUGCAAGGUUUCAUAGCGACUGAAACAGCACCAAACCAUAAAAAUUACCUUGAAUUUAUUUCACUGAGGAGUUCCUCUUAAUCUCUGCCUACACUCGUGCAGACACCUGAAAUCCAACAACAGAGUAACCUUACAUCUGAAGCCUUCAAUGUUGAACAUCUCACACAUCUAAUAAUAAUCAUUAUGCAGCUGCAACAGUCUUAGCAACUCAAACAUCUGAUUCAUUUUACACGUUCAUAAGUGUAGUGACAUCACUUAACGGAUGUCCACCUGCCAGCAAAAUGGAUAAAAAUGUGGUGUCAAUCAAGGAAGUUUUUCAUUAAAAAGAGAAACGUUGCUAUCUGUAACAUGGCAAGUAAGGCAGGAAUAUCACUCAGAUAAUGCCAUAAUAUUUUUACAUGAGAUUGGAUCAUCCACUAGAUUGCUGCAAAAUCUAUGCCUUCCUGGUGACUGAUGAGCAAAAGCAAGAUCAUGUUGUGUGUGUACACACAAUCAUUCAUGAAAAAAUUCACAGAGACCCACAUUUUGAGCUGGACACUUUCUUUUCCAUGACGAUGCAACUGAAUGGGAGAUGUGGUAACAUCAUGGUUCACAAACAAUCAGGUUGUACUGGUGAAGCUCAAACACAGGAUUUCUGAAAAUGCUUUCUACAGUGCUGCAAUUGCUGGACUCAUUGCAUCAAGUUGCAGAGAAUUACUCUGAAGGGGACAGCAUACAACUAGGGGUACAUCCAGUAAUUGCAAAGAAAGAAAUAUAAUCUAGAAAAUAUUUAAUCAUGCAACAAAGGCUGUGUUUGUCUGCCUGCCCCAUGUAAUGAAUAGAGAACCUAAAUAGAUCUGUGUGAAAUAUAUGUCUAUGUACUGCAAUGCUAGUUAAAACUGGACAACAAUAACACACAUUUACAUGAAGACCUAUAUGAGUUUCUAUGUGCAUCUUGAGCAGAACUCUGUAAAUAUUUCAAAUAAAAGUUAUAGACAGAAAUGAAACACUCAUUUUAUGCCAAAUACACUUUUUCAUUACGUCCUGUUGUUUCUGAGAUAACUAAAUAUGCCACAGUUGUUUCCUAACUUCCUCCUCCUCUUCACUGACAGUUCAGGUCAUCAACAUGUUUUAAAAUAAUCACUGUCGAACUAAAAUGGAGAUAUUUUUAUAUCUAACGUAGAUGACUAUGAAGUUCAAGUUCCACCUAGUAUUUCAUAAACCAGUUAAUUUAUUUAAAUUAAACUUUGUUCAUAUUCAAGAGUUUAUCCAUCACAGGCAGGUGCCCAGAGACUAUAAACAUUCCAGCUCCAAAGAACAGUAGCCUUCAGGGGAUACCCCAGAAAACAAAACUGAUACUUUCUAAAAAAAAAUGAGUAAUGAUUUUGAUUAAAUUUCAGUAGUUUAUGGAAAGUGCGUCCUUAAAUAAAACUGCAUAUGUUGGAAUUGCAGGAAAAUAACAGUAUGCCCCUAGUGGCCAAAAUUCACACAUGAGAAAGUAUGUGUAACACUUUUACAUUGCACUUUUCAGUACCAUUAUCCUGAGUUAAAAUCUAGUCACAAAAUCAAUUUGAAACUCCCUCUUCAUGGACAAUAAAGUCAAUGCCAAGAAAAUUUCAUUCUGCUUAUAAAGGGCAUGUUAAAAUACAAUAAGUAACUAUUAUAUCCACUGUGUUCAUUUAGUAAUAUACAAGGUAACACUGUAGAUCUUAUAUUCUAUUUUGCAUUAUUAAUUCUGCAAUGAUGUAAUUCUGAACUUUCUGGUAAGUAUAUGGGUGGUUUCUUUCCAUUUCAAAUGUCAAAUGGACAAAAUUCAGUGAAGCAACUGUUAUUUUAAGGCAGUGACUUAUGUUAAUUGCAGUAUUAACAAAAAAUCUCUCUUCCUAACCCUACAGAAGAA